Messenger RNA from Colletotrichum phormii, 1458 nucleotides. RefSeq names its product NAD dependent epimerase/dehydratase. The transcript is spliced from 2 exons. NCBI's taxonomy places the organism in Eukaryota, Fungi, Ascomycota, Sordariomycetes, Glomerellales, Glomerellaceae. Bases 1 to 1146 code for a protein of 381 amino acids. The record is from RefSeq and is a predicted model, not a curated record.
AUGACGACAAGAUCCCGGCUACAGAUUCUCCUUAGCGGCGCAACCGGCUAUGUCGGCGGGUCUGUCAUCCACCACCUCCUCAAGCAUCCCUCUCUCACCUCCACAAUCUCAUCUUCCUCUCCAAUUACUGUUCCAAUCCGCGGCAGUCAAGAACGUGCAGUAAAGCUCACGAAAGCAUAUGGCUCACGUGUUAAGCCUGUCUCCAUCGUCUCUUACGACGAUACUUCAGCCUUAACAGCUCUUGCCUUCGAGCACGAUAUCGUGAUCAACGCAGGCUCAGGCUUUCAUCCUCCCUCGGCAGAGGCUUUCGUCCAAGGUCUUGAUAAACACAAGGAUCGGAAUGGAGGCCGACCUGUCUGGAUGAUCCACACCUCGGGGGCGUCCAACAUCGCAGACAAACCCUUGACUGGAGUCAACAGGCCAGAUGCUGAAUAUGAAGACGCCUUUGCCGAGAAAGUGUACGAAUUUGAAGAAUCUGAGAACGCGAAAGAUCCAUACCCUCAGCGAACUGCAGAAUUGGAUGUGCUCAGAACUGGGGACAAGCUCGGCGUGAACGCAGUCAGCAUCCAGUCGCCAUGCAUUUUUGGGCCUGGAUCAGGACUCUCCAACAAGGCGGGCUUGAUGAUCCCCAUUAUGAUGGACUACGUCCUCCAAAACGGCUGUGGGUUGACGCUGGGCGAUGAGACGGGCUGCAUCGAUUACGUUCAUGUGUCCGAUCUCGCGGACCUCUACGUUCUUUGCGUGCUAGAUAUUGUCGAACGCGCCGGUGUCAAUGUGCCGAGGGGCAAGAAGGGAAUCAUGUUUCCCACAGUGGGGAGGACGUUAACGAUUGAUAUCCCUCGAAAGUGUCUCGAUAUCGCGUUUGCGACGGGGAGCCUUCCCAAGGAGAACGGGCCGCAGGAGAAGAUUGUGAGAAAUGUUAGUCUUGAGGAUGCGGCAGAGACGUGCGCUGGCAAUAUGGAUGUUGCUGAGACUGGGUAUGCUGGACAUCGCAAGAUGAAGGGGACUGUGGCGAGGGAGAAACUUGGAUGGAAGCCUAUUUAUGGGGAGGAGGCAUGGUGUAAAGACUUUGAGACGGAGUUGAGGGCUGCUUUGAAUGGCCAGAGGCCGUAUACAAUGGGGAAUUGUAUUGCUGGCACAAAGUAAUAUGGGUAUGAAGAUUGCCUACUUAGGGUGCUGAAGUACUCGUCUCUUGCGAAUAGCUUUUAUAACUUCAAUUCACCUCAAAUCGGCAGGCAAAACGACCACGGAGCGACAUCAUCGAUUGAGAAAGGCGAGCAGCGCGUGCGCUAGGAAGGCGGGUCAAGGAGGAUCUUCAUCGCAUGCCAUGCAGAUUCCGGCAUCGCCUGUGUAUGUAGUGUUGAUAUGGAGGCGUGUCCUGCUGCACUUAAUACUCUGCCAUUCCGUCUCAUAGUAGCCACAGCCGCAAGAGUAAUGCAUUCGCCACCGUUGUUUACA